This is a messenger RNA of Vicugna pacos (alpaca), 1648 nucleotides long. RefSeq names its product solute carrier family 7 member 6 opposite strand (gene SLC7A6OS). Gene Ontology annotation, biological process: developmental process. Lineage: Eukaryota; Metazoa; Chordata; Mammalia; Artiodactyla; Camelidae. The record is from RefSeq and is a predicted model, not a curated record.
CCCACAGUGCUCCUCGACAGCCGCUAUGGAGACCCGCGGGGCUGCUGUGCUCCGCGUGAAGCGAAAGCGCAGCGCGGAGCCCGCUGAGGCGCUCGUCCUCGCUUGUAAACGCCUCCGCUCCUGCGCAGAUGAGUCGGGAACCCAGGAGACACCCCUAGAGGGUCUGGCGAGAGCAGCGGAAAACAAUGUCUUCCAGUUGGUGGCUACUGUGCGCUCCCAGGAGGAGCCCGUCCAGCCGCUUGUGCGGGCUGCUCUGCGCCCGUCCCUGGGCAGCCAGCAACGUAUCCGCCAUAAUCUCCGCGCGUCGGCUCGGGAGUUCCAGCAGGAGGGUCGCUACAGGGUGGUUUCCAGCCGCCGAUCCUCGGGGAUUCCUUCUGGCGGCUUGGAGUCCGAGGACGCACCGAGAAACCCAGAGGCUGCCGUGGAUGCAGGCUUCCAACUAUUGGACCUGGUACACGAGGAAGGAGACCCAGAGCCCGCCGCCGCGGUCUCCUACAAAACAUGUGACCCAGAUGUGAUCCUCUGCAAUUCUGUAGAGUUGAUCCGUGAGCAGUUAACUAUAUCUGAAGGAGGAGCAGUAGUCGGGCACCAGGAGGAACAGAAGGACGACUAUGUAUAUGACAUUUACUAUUUGGACAAGGCCACUCCAGGAUGGAUUGAGAAUAUCCUCUCCGUGCAGCCUUACAGCCAGGAAUGGGAGUUGGUGAAUGAUGACCAGCAACCAGAGGACAUUUAUGAAGAUGAAGAUGAUGAGAACAGUGAGAAUAACUGGCGGAAUGAGUACCCAGAGGAGGAGAACAGUGACGAAGAUGAAGAUUCCAGAGGCUCUGAUGAAUACAGCAGCCUCAGUGAAGAAGAAAGAGACCACAGUAGACCACAGAUAUGCAGCAAAUACCCUCUGGAUGUGCAGAAGGAGUUUGGCUACGACAGCCCCCAUGACCUGGAUUCAGACUGAUGAUCCUGUGAUAUCCAUGAGGUUCUACCACAAGCCCCUGAGGGUUUUGUGAGUGCAGUGUCAGCCACCCUAGUAACAUCCUCUCAGGUUCCCUAGUUUAACAUGUGGAAGGAAAAAGCAUACCCAAAAGCACUGUUCCACCAUGGUGAAAACUUGCGCUAAAGGAGUGCAUCUUUUCUACUAACUGUAGGGCCCCUUUGUUUUGUUCAAAAGUGACUCUACAGUUGGGGAUAGGGAGUGGAGGGAAUGCUGUGAAAAUGCAGCUCACUCACCCAAGCAUUUUCCUGGCAUUCCCAUUCUCCUACCGGUAAGUGGAAGAGCUCCCCAUUUUAUCAGCACAGAGCCUUGGCUUUCCCAGGCCACGUGCUUCUAGUAAGCGCCUAUUUCUUUUGGUAGAGGGAAUGCAGAAGGGUUACAGUGGGUCCUUUGUAGCAGCACGGACUGAAUGGUAAUGGCCAUUAAGAAAGGAAAUAGAAUCUGCUGCCUUUAAAAUCUGAGUAUCUUACAUGUUUUCCUACUAUCCUGCACCUCCCUGCUCCUUCCCACUGCCGGGGGGUGGGAGGUGGUUAGUAAGUUUCAGACACUAAAGACUUAAAGGCAAAUGAGGAAAAGUAAAGCACAUUCUAAACUUGGCUGUCCAUUGAGAAAUGUUUAUUCACAGUACUCACCAAAAAUAAACUAUCAUCAAUGGGA